GCAUACUUCGCUCUGAAAUUAAUCAAGAAUUGAUAUUCAUCGAAUUUUCCGGAAGGAAAUUCAGGCCGGAGGAGACAAAAAAACGAGUCGAAACUCGAAACGCGCGCGCAUUAUUCGCGCGCAGUUGGCAGAUCUGGGCAACAUACAACACGUUCGCUCGAGACAGAGAAAGAGAAGGAGGUAUUCGGUCUACACUACAUUCAAGGCGUACGGUCGUGUGUCGCAUCUAUCCACCGUGCGGGGCCCCGUUGCAAGUCGGGUAACCGAACAUAUACGUAUGUCGUGUUGCGCGAGCGACGUAGCGCGCCUUCCGAACGUUGUUGUCGUCGAAUUCGGCCUAGCCCGGUUCCGCUCAGGCCCGCUUUCUCUCGUCGCGAUUGCAUGCGCGCGGAGUCGCGCGUCGACGUUUCUCUGGCGGCCUCCUGGUGCUGGGUUCCGAGGUGAUCGGGAGAGACCGAGCGAGGUGCCGCGAGAACGAAGUGAGUGAGAGAGAGGGAGUGGGGGAGAGAUAAAGACGGAUAGGGAAACGGAGAGAGAGAGAGAGAAGAAGAAGAAGAGCGCGCGCGCGCGCCUUCCACCGUCGUUGCGUUCCUGGGGAACGACGCUCCUUGCGACUCCUUCGACGCAUCGUGAACACACGAAUGUGUCUGUUGCGUCGUUUAGGCGGGAACGGGUCUCUCAGCGAGAAUUUGUCACGAAUCGCAGCGAGGGGAUCCGACAUCGGCAGGCGGAUCUCGUCACGCGACUCGUGAGCUAACAAUAAGAUGCCCGACGUAGUUGCUGCCGCCUGUAGCAACAUCACCACCGAGGAAGCCGGAGCACGCAAUCGAGGGUGUCUCUCGUUCUUCACCAGCGCGCCGUAAGAUCUACUUCAGGGUAUCUGGGUAUUUCUUCACACAGUUGUAGAGGAGCAUGCUGAGUGUUUCAGAAGAUUUGUUUGAGAGACAGUUUCAGAGAGACAGUUUUAGAGAGACAGUGCUUUACCGAUGCGAGGGAAUCUUGUUUCCAUGGAUGUACAGUAAUAGUUUCUGGUGAUUGUAAGUGUAUUUUGAAAUUGCACAUUCAUUGACCAUCUAUCUACGAGUGCUUAAUAUGUGCUUGUUUACCUAGAAAUAUAACUCGGUGAAAGAAAGAUAGAGAAAUAAUUGUGAAGGAAAUAAGAUAAAAAGAAGAAUUUUAAAGUGAAACUGUAUAUGUUUUAUCGAGUGUUGUAAUUUUGCAUUUGCUUAUGUAUACAUAUUCAUAUGUAGCUGUAAAGGCAACUUGUUUUUUCUUUCCAAAUAAGUUAUAUUUUAAUCAUAUAUUAAGAUCACAAUGUAAUAGAAACUUAUUUUGUCAUGUAGCAUACUGAUCCUGGACAAUAUUGCUGGUAUUCCUCUAAGAAUAGAUUUAAGAGAUUUUUUGGUAUUUUACCAAUGUUGAUUUUAUGAGAGAACUUGAUCAAAUAUUACGCCAAGAUGUGUGAGCAAACGGAAAUCAAUUAUUUGGAUGGAGAUGUCGUUUGGGUUAAACUGGGAGCAUGCUGGUGGCCUGGUCAAGUCACCGGAUUGGAUAAUUUGCCAGAAGAUAUACAAACUGAAUUUAAAAAGAAGCCAUUAAUUGCUGCUGUGAAAUUUUAAGAAGAUACCUAUGAAUUUGUAAAGAACUAUCAACAGAUCUACAAGUACAAUUGCACACUUAAAGAUGAAUUUAUUAAAAAAGGCUUGGAUAAAUACAGGACCAAAAGUAAAGAUGGUACUAGUUAUAUGGACAAGUUCCCAGGCGAUGUGGAGACAGCGGAAAAGUUAACGGGAGGUAAUCCUGACAUAUUGAAUCAAGAAAAAUUUUCUCCAGAAGAGAAGCCAGAUAUUUCUGCUCUGUUCGGCGAGAAGAAGAUUCCGAAAAAGAAGCGCGAUCGCGAAGAUGGACACAGGCGGAGCGAUGGCUCGGACAGCAUGAGAAAGAUUACACACCCACGCUUUUUGCGCGGGGAGAGCGACCAUGAGGUUCGCAUUCGUCAACAACCCAGUAGCUUACCAUCGACUCCGACUAACACAGGUUCACCGGUAUAUCGUUGUCAUGUCUGCAAUUUUACUUCCUCGCGCGUCAAUGUCAUUAUAUGUCAUAUAAAAUGUCAUCGGUCCGGCGAGGAGACGCCACCACGAUCGAAGGUAAAAACGUAUUCUCAAUCACGUACUAGAAUUUCUGAUACGAGUACACCGAAACGAAAAUAUGUAAAGAAAGAUAAGAGCCAAUCGAGCAAGAAGAAGAGUGAGAGUGGCUUGGAAUCAGGUAAACGAAAGCAUUCAAAACAGAGUGAGAAAUCUAGUAAAAAGAAGAAGACCGAUCCAGAAUUGCGUGAAAAAUUAUUGGCCGAUUGGGAGGAUGAAUCAGACGAAGAAAUUAUUAAUGUAAAUAAUUCUCUGAAUAGCAGUUCGCCUAUGAAGAGUCAAUCAAGCGUCGACGAUAAAGAAUACAAUGAGGAGAGUGCUGUGGAGAAUAAUGAAAUUAUAGCAGAAACAGAGAAAUUACUCAAAGAUACCGAAGAAUUAUCGUCAAUGCAGAUGAUACAACGAUUGAGUAAUUUUGAUAAGAAAUCCGAGUCUGAAGCAGAAAUUAAGAAGAGCGGUGUAUCCAACGAAACAUCCAAUAAGUCGUCAAAAAAGGACACUUCGAGUUCGGACAAUGAAAGCAAGAAUGACAAAGAUGACAAGAAAUCACGGCUAUCAUGUUUCGAUUUUGACGAGGAUGAUUUAAGCGAACCUUCGAUACCACCUGUACGAAAAAUUCCCAGAGUAUUUGGUGAGAAAAAUUUAUCCUUGAAAAAAGAGAUUAUCAAGGAAUUUGCAAUGAGUCAAGCUUUGAAAAAUGAAAUAAAGAAAGAAGCCGAAAUGUCUGAAUUAGGAAGAAACAUGGAAUUAAAAGCUGAUGAAAUCAUGGAAAUAAUACAAGGUAGUGACAAUCGACAAGAGAAGAAAGAAGCCAAAGCAAAUAAAAAAUUUGAGGAGAAUGUGCAAGAUAAAACAGAAGUGAAACAACCUGAAGAUAAAGAAAAAAAGACUAUUCAAUCAAAAAAGUCCUCCGAUACUAAACCGAUUGUAGAAAUAGUUGAAGAAAGAGAAGAUGGUAAUAAAGAAGAACAUUCUUCAAAUGUUACAAAGCAUAGUGAAAAAAAAUCGAAGAUUACCACAGCGGAUGUACCAACAAAAAACGAUGAAGAAACAUUGAAGAAAGAAAGCGAAACAUCGUCAGAUGUUAAACAUAAUGAUAAAGUACUUCGAUCCGAGAAAACUGACUUGGAGGAUGUAAUCGCGGAAUCUAAUGAUAACAUAUCUAUGAAAGAAGCGGACGAUACUUUGUCAGAACGAUUCACCACGGAAACAGAGGAUGAAACCGUGUCUGAAUCUGCAGAAACUAUGCCUGAACAAAGCGAAAAUUCAGACACUGAUCUAUUGGACCGAGUUAAAAGCGUUGACGAUGAUCUCUCAGGUAAUCCUAUUGACCAGCCAUUUAUCAAAAGGGGAAGAGGACGACCACGUAAAAACGCGAAAACAACUAAUAAAAAUGCUAAUGCAGACAAAAGCCCGAAAGUAAAAACCGGUAGGGGCAGCAAGAGAUUUCGCUUGAGCGAGAGAAUCGAAAUCGAACGGAAGACUUCGGAUUCUGAUACGGAUCGAUCGUACAGCGGUAGAAGACGUAAACCGAACAAGAAAUACUUGGAAUCCGAUAUAUAUGUUCAAGAUCCUGACUACAAAGCAUUCAAAACAGAUGAUAGUCAAUCUGAAAGUGAAACUAAGGUUUCCGAAAGAAAUGUAAGUAAAGGCAGAAAAGGUAAAAGAGGACGUCCGAAAAAUGCUGACAAGAAGAGCAGUGAACUCGUCACCCAGAUGAAUAAGCAAGAAAUAGAAGUGUCAGAUCAAACAUCAACUGUUGCUGAAAACAGCGUCUCAUCCAUCGAUAUGAAACAUGAAGUUUUUGAUAGUCACGUUUCUAAAAAGGAAAUAUUUUCCAAAGGAGAAGGAAAAUCUGAAGAAAUAAAACGCGAUGUACUCGAAGAGCGAAUAAAAACUAUUGUGGAUGAAACAACUGUUGCAAAAAUUGAUGUGGAUGUAUCUUUGCAAGAUGUAGAAAUGACUGCAGUCACAAGUAAAGCGGAGGAAAUAAGAAUUGAUUUGGACAAAACUAUCAAGAAGUCCUCAGAUGAGAAAGAAAAGAAAAAUUCAUUAAAGUUAAGUAAAAAUAAAAAUUUUAAAGAUCAGAAAAAGCUUUCAAUUCUAGAACAAGCUGAAGAUAAAGUUGAAACACAGCGAGAUGUUCCAAAAACAAGUGUGGAUAUGUUACCGCCAAAAAAAUCUCAGAUGAAAAAAUUUGAGUCAUCGCAAAUAGAUGUUUUUGAUACGGAUGUGCAGACUAAUAAAACUGUCGAGGGCGAACUUGAAUCUGAAUGUAAAGCUAAAUCUGAAUGUAAAGCUAUUGAAUCUAAGGUUGAACUUAAACAUCAGUCCGUAUCUCAAAAUGAUGUUAAAGAAAAAGUAAAUAAAGAGGACGAAAUAGUGAUAAAAACGACAGUAAGUGAGAUGACAGAUGAAAUCGCAAAAAUUUUGGACACCAAGAAAGAACAGCAGGAAAUUCUGAAAAAUUCUGAAUUACAGGAAAAAUUAAAUAAAUCAGAUGAAAAAGAGCAAGACACGCAAUCGAUAAAAGUAUCGCAGAAUACACAAGAUGUUAAUCAGCUUGAAUUAAAACCGCUGGAAAAAUCAUCCGCAGUAUCAGAUGACGCAGGAAAUACACCAAAGAGUCCAACCAAAACGAUAACCGAGCAACAAUCAACUCCCAAAAAAUCUCCUAUGCAGACGAGAUAUAAAGGUAAAUUUACUCCAGAAACGGGCAAAGGAAAAAAAGACAAAGAUUUGUUUGCGGAAGAAAAAUCAACCAAUACAUUUCAGGAAGCUUUCCUGAAGACUCUACAUAUGGAUAAGAAGAAGAUUGAAGGUACCGACUCACCUAAGAGUAAGAAGGAGAAGAAGACUACCAAGAAGAAAGCUGAAGAAGUUGAUGUAAAUAUUGCAGCUAUACCUGUACAAAGUCCUACAAAAAUCGACGAUUCGAAUAAAAUUUUAGGCGUUUCCGAAAAUAUUCUUAUUGAGGGAAACGUAUCGGAUGUUGUGAGCAAUUUGGAUAAUAUCGAAGUGGUUAUCGAGGAGAAGAUAGAGAUCGAUAAUCAAAUUAAAGACGAGACAGGUACUCAGCUUGAAUCAUCACCCAACGAAGUUGUUACGUCUAAAUCAUCCGUUUCCGAAAAUAAUGCUAAAACUAUCUCUGAUGUAAAAAAAUUGGACGAAAUCCCGAAAACUUCUGUGUCUACAUCUCUAUCGUCCGAUAUCAGUGUCCCGGUGAAGAAGCGCGAAAUGCCGCGAAUAAUAGAAAAUGUUGCGUUGACCGAACCGAUGCAAAUUCUGAAAUCGAACAAACUGAAAGGCACAAAGCAUAAAUUGGAGAUGGACGUCACGAAGAAAAGCGAUCAAAAGGGUGGACCGAAGGCAAAGAUAAUGAAGAUAGAAACCCUACCUUCAAAUAGUAAGGUAAAAACUGUAAAAUCCAGUCCUCAUAUGUCUCUAACUAAGAAGCUACAAGUUUUGAAGACAGAAGAGACGGAUGCGCUUCUAGAGGCGCAAAACAAGGAACAAAGCGGAACGACCACGACGCAGACCAUCGUGACUACCGUACCGGUGACAGAGAAAUAUAUACAACAGAGCUCCCAGAGUUUGGCGGACAUGGAGCUGGACAUUAACUCAAUGCCGUUCGUCCUCAGCGAAGACGUUCUAACACCCGAGAGUAUCGAGCAGAUGCCAGUCGUUAUAUCCUCCAUCAUACCAGCAUCAAGCUCGAUUCCAGCCACGCUCUCUUUCACUCCGACUACGGGAAUAAUAUCGCCCACUAAGCAGACUCAAUUUAAGAUCGCGAACGAGACCACCACCGUCACCGAAACGACAUCGCCAACGAAGAAGAAGAGCGGCAUGCCGGCGAUAUUGAAGAAGGAAAGCAAAGUGAAACCGACCAUCACGAGCGUCAAGACCCUGGUGCCACCGCUCACCGGCGGUGUAAAGGGUUUGAAAUUUCAGAGUGCUCAACCAAUAACCGCCAAGACAGCACCGCCCCUCUUGACGCAAAAAGGUAAAUACGUUGUUGUACAAACGGCGGGCACACAGCAACUACGUUAUAGCGUUCAAGGCAAACCCGGUACGCAACAGAAGAUCACCAUUCCAACCAGCGGCAAGGCGGCGGGCAACGCGCAAGUGAUUCAGCAAGGUAACAAGGUCGUCAUACUUACGUCAGGUCAGUCGAAAACGGUGCCGCUGAAUAUUUCCAAGUCUCUAAGCGGUAAGGUACAAAGAAUCAUGACGAGUAAGGGCCAGUUAUUAUGUCCGAUCAGUCCGCAGAGUAGUAUAAUCACUUCAAAGAUCAUCGCGCCGAAGACUGACACUGCUACUGUUGCCGCUUCCACUGGUUCGCCCACCACGUCAAAAUUAACCACCGGUGGUCAUAAGAUUAUUAAUACGCAGGGCAUAAUUACGUCCAAAGGUGUACUCACUCCGAUUUCAGGUACUAUAACCAAAACGGCGAUAUUAGGUACGAUAUCCCAGGGAAUUCUCAAGGGUGGCCUGUAUACUCCGAUUAAUGCCUCGGCUUUGAGCGGAAAAGCCAUUAUCGGCUCGAAGACUACAAUUACGAAAGGCAGUGCUACUCUUUUAUCUCAGCAACCUCAAAAUCUAGGCGGCUCGAAAGCGAUCUUGACACCAGUUCCUCAAACUCUCGCUGGUAAGACUCUAUUAAACACACAGGCCAUCGUCAGCAGCAAAGGUACCGUCUUGACGCCGAUAAGCGGACAACAGAUGAAGGCUAUUGCUGCUAAAAGCCCGGUGAAGGGUGGCAAAAUACAAUAUCAGGUGCAGCAAAAGGUACAGCUGCCUACAUUGCAAAAAUCGCCAAAAGUCCCGAUAUCGGCUGCGAGCACGCAAGCGAAACAACCGUCCGGAAAAUCAAGUAGCACAUUGAUUAUACCGAAUACCAUCAUCGGGACAGGACCUCAGAAAAGCACGUCGCACAGUAAGAAGGGCGCCAAGCAACAAGUGAUGCAACCAGGAGCUACCACCAUCAACAUCGCUUCACCGAGCGGCGCACAGCAGACGGUAACGAUGGUUGCACAGCAAGUGCAGCCAAAAGGGAAGAUCACAACCGUUCAAAAGGUCAUUAUUCCUAAAACUGGUCGUCAGACGAAGACUCAGCAGAAGUUUGUCGUUCAGAAAGGCCAGGAAUCGGUUGUAUCGACGGUGCAGAAUGUCCAAGCGAAGCAGACGACCACGACAACAUCAGCCAAUGUACCUAUGACUGUCAAGACGGUCGCUCAAUCGAAACAGACAUCCCCUUCGAAGUCCUCCACAAAGGCCUCUUCUGCCUCGAACAAAGCGCAGAAGAAUCUGCUGAAUAUCGCUAUGAAUUCGAUCAGCACUGUCACAACGAACGCGAAUAUCGUCACGACCAUGCCGUUACCUCCACUGGAUCCGAUCGUGCCGGAGAAGAAGGUGAAGACGGAUCUUCAGGUUGCGGAUACCGUUCCGCAGAAAGAGGUAGGUAAAGUCGAGAAAACUCCGAGCGAGAAAAGCAGUGGUAAUGCCGGAAAAGCGGAAGAGCCGAAAGUGCAGGCCGCGCAACCACAAAUCAUGGCCCUGCCGACAGAAAGCGGUGAUGGUACGCAAACCUACGUACUGGUCACGAUUGACGAACAAGGACAGAUACAGCCACUCGAUAAUAACACUCUUAUGUCAUUGGAGGGAACUACGCAGAACCCAGACGGCACGAGAACCUUGUACAUAGAUCCUAGUUCUCUGGGAGAGGCCGGUACCUUGGAUAACAUCGUUCUCCAAUUUGACAACGGUGUCUUGCCGAACAUUCAGACCAACGUAACAGAGGCUAGUCAAACGGCAAUUAUAACUGAGAGUUUUCCUACGUCGGACGUGAUACAGACGUCGAAUCAAGACAUCCUGGCAGCCGCUCUCGCUAAUACGGACUUCCAGCAGGAGAUCAGCUUGCCGGAGAAUCAAGCAUCCGGCAGCGUCAUGACCCAAACUGGUCUGACUCAGACGAGUCUGAUCAAUCAGACGAUACUGCAAUCGACCAUUAUACCACCCAGGGAACCGAUAUCAUCACCGUCGGUGCUGGAGACCUCGUUGACUCUGAAUCAACCGAUCAUGACGCCGCUCGAAGUCCCGAGCAAUCUGCCAAUUCAGUCGACGGACUCGACUUCUACGUCGGUGGUGUCCACUAUCCCGUCAUCUCUCGAGUUGCCGAUCGCCAUUACGAAUCCUAGCAUCUACAUAACUGCUACGGGUGAGUCGCAGAUUCAAAUCCCUGGGAACUCAAUGCCGGACAUUGGCGAGAUAAUUGAGAGUCCGGCAACAGCGAGCAGCGGAGAUAUCGAUCAUACAAAGAUUCCCGCGAGUACUCAAUAUCUGGUGAUCCCAAAUCUGGAAAACAACAUCGCGGUGGAGACGCAAAACGUGCAGGGCGCCGAGGUCGCGAUCGCACCCUCGGCCUCGUACACGGUCACCAUGCCGAGCAGCAGCAUAGUCCUAGAGAGUCCACAGGUACAAACCACUCCAUCGAUGCCGAUCAUCGACGAUACAUAUACGGACAAUUCGCAAUUCGCCACAACGAUUGUCGCCGAGCAGACGUUCGUGGACGUGCCGGUGUCGGAGAUGCUGGUCUCCAAAGUGCCGACAGUCUCCGUGAAACAUAUACCGUUGGAUGACAUCGCGGACACGUCGGAGUUGAUCAUCUCUACGCAUCAAGUACCGGCGUCUCCGCAAAAACAGAUUAUAUCGACCGAGAAGGAGCAGAAGCCCGCGCAGGAAGUCUAUUCUUCCCAAGAAGUUCCUAUCACAUCCGAAGAGUUGAUCUUACAGCAAUCAGCCAAGGAAGGUAGCGUCUCGGAGAGGAAAGGCGACGAUAAGGAGGGCGACGCACCGAUGACCAGUUUACCGAUAAUAGAUGAAGCCGCCUCCGAAUCUAAUUCUAGGACACAACGGAUGAGCUUCGAAGUGACUGAUUCCAGCGAGCUCAAAACCGCCGAAUCGCAGGAGACGGACGCGGUGGACAAGCAACUGAAGCAGCUAACGUUUUCCGAAGGUAAAACUAAUUUAACAGAUCAGCAGGUAGCAGGUACGUCGAGUCAAGCGAUGGAGACUGGAGGAUCGGCAGCUUCGCAAGUUCUACCAGCCGAGUCGUUGAACGCCACGAAUGACGCGACCAUGGAGGUGGACGAAGCUGUGGUGGAAUCGGAAUUGUACGCCGGCAGCACGAGCGACAAGCGAGGUACGGAAGAGGGUCAGAAGGACGAGCCGUCGUCGCAAGAGGAAUCCGACAGGCGUCGUUUGCGCCGGAGCAUGGAGCUGCACUUCGAGGAGGAGGAAGAGGUGGUGGCGAUCGCGGAAGCUAGUCAAGAGACGCCGUCGCAGUCUCAAUACGAGCAAUUCAACGUAUCCCUCAGCAAUGACUCCGCGGAUCUACCUAGUCAGUCCGCCGGCAAGCUGGAGAGCUCGUCCGGCGAGGCCACGCAAUCGAUCGCAUACGAGUCGAUGGAGACGGACGAGGAGACAGUCGUGGCGGAGCCGCCGACCCAGUCCUUCGAGCAUUCGAAGAUCAACGAGGCGUCCCAGUCGUACGACGAGGUUUCGACGGAGGCCAACGUCAACGCACCGACGCAAUCCUUCAACGAAGUACAGAGUCAGGUGGAACGACCAAGCGCGGACGAGACGAUCGAUGAUCAGAGCUUUCCCACGCAGAGUUACGAAGUCGAUAAGGGAGAGAAUCUGACAGAGGACAUGGAGACCGACGCCGAGAUCAGUCAGGAAGGUAAUAUACCGUCGCAGUCCAACGACAUCGGUGCCGAUGGUAUCGGCACGUCGUCCGUGUCGACCAACAAUUCCGGAUUGAACGAGGACGAGACGGCGAGCUCGUCCUACGUCCCAGAGACGCCCGAAAAUCAGGAACGCGAUCAGGAUCAGGAAAGCGCGAUAAGCACGUCGUCUUACGAGAUUCCGCCGUGCGAGGAGCUCAACAUCGCCUCGUCCAGCGUGAUACCCGACACGUCUGUCAGCGCGGAACACGCUAGUAUCCACGACAACGGUGUCCCGGAGAUCCCGACCUCCUCGUCGUACAACUUGAAUCCCGAUAUCACGUCGACUCAUCAUGUAGAUUCCGUGCCUACUUCCAGUUACGAAGACCAGGUGAUAGUCGAGCAGAACGUGUCGACGUCGUACGAGGUGCCCAUCUCGAUGCCCGGCCUGGAGGAGACCUGUUCCCAGAAUUUCGUUACGGAAAGCAGCGAUCAUCAUCGGAACGAGCCGUCCAGCUAUUACGCCCAUCAUCAGGAAGUGACGGCAAGUUACUACGAGUCCGUGGACCAGGACGCGAACUCCCGACUGGAGGAGGAUCCUCACGAGGAGCACGUGACACCUGGCGGUUACUACGAGGGCAAUCCCCAGGAGGUGAGUCAGAGCUAUUUCACGCCGACCGAGGAGGAGACGCCGAAUUACACCAGCCAUGGUAUCUCGCCCGGCUACUACGAUCCCAGCAGACCCGAAAGCGAGGCGAGUCAGAGUUACUACUCCACGGACGAGCUAGACGGUAAGACGGAGCAGCAGUCGUCGUCCACGUCGCCAAACAUCGAGGCGUCGCAGAGCUUUUAUCAGGAACGAUCGGGCGAACUGAGACUGAGGCAGCAGGGCGAGGCUACACCGACCUACACCGAGGGAUACCCGGUGGAUUACACCCUGGAGAACUCGCCGAUCGAGAGGCACGAUCUCGUGGAGAGUUCGGUGCCUGCCACCAGGCCUAUGGAGAGGUAAUAUCCUGCGGGGGAUGGUAGCGAGAAGAGCAAGAGUCCCCACUUGAAAUAGACUAUCGGUCGUCGCUGCUUCUGCAGAUGCCCUUGAACAUACAGACUUUUUAGUCUAUUUUCAAAUGUACAUAUGAAACAGAUUUGAUUGUUAAGAUAAAAUUAUAGUAAUGUGUUAAGUAAGCGCUCUGAAAACUCUUAAGGUAAAAUUUAGCUUUAGGUUUUAUUGUUAGGCCCCCUACGUACAAAGAGAUGCGUGUUAAAAUGAAAAACAAAAAAAAGUCGCGAAUAUGUGUAAUUUGUUUUUAGAAUCCGGUACGGAGGGAUUAUAUAUACAUGGUUUCAUAUAUAAUUGCAUUAUAAUUGCGUUAUAAUCUUGAUUUUACUGUCCUCGACGUUUGAGAAGGAAAUGUAUAUAAUCACAUAAAAAUUAAAUUGAUUAUUAUUUAUAUAGGAUGUAUUGUCUACGUGUCACAUUUUGGAACGAUAAUAAUAAACAUCUAGCUUAGCAUGUUUUAAGUAGGAAUAUGUCAGACUGGAUUUCGUUUAUAUUACCAUCCGAGAAAGUGACAAACAUCCUGUAUAUAAAGAAUUAUAUAUUAUUCUUUGUUUAGAGUAUCGUAAAGAUUUAUGUCAGAGAUGAGCGGUUUUCGAUUUCUCCGUCAAUAUUUCUGUGUGUUUUACGAUGGAGUAGUAGUGAGAAUUACGAUGGGGAUUGCAGGAUAAAGAUUUUAUUUACAAGAUGAUGUGAGAAAUAUGUCUGCGACAUGAUAAUCAAAUAUGAAUAAUAACCGAAAUGAAAUAUUUGUAAAAUCAAGAAGGAAAGAAUCCCAAGAUUUUCACUGCUAUUCCGUAAUGUCCAGUCGUAACGUAAGCAAGUUUCAUUUAUAACACACUUCUAAGAAAUAAAAGAGAGAGAGAGAGAGGUCAUGUAAUUAUAUAUAAGAAGUACAGAACCGUAACAAAUCCAAUGGUGCUUCUGGCAAUACACCUGACUUUUUAGUCUUUUUAAACUAUCAAAAUUGGUAUAUUCUCGUUUGUUUUGUAUCCUUUUUAGUACCUUAUAUUCUCUGCCUGGGUUUUCCCAGUUUGCUUACACCCCCAAGUAGCAAACUCACGUCAUUAAAUGUAAAAAUGACGUAUGCUUGCUAUCUGGGAUCAAUACAAAGAAAACAAUACGUCUUAUCGUAUAUCCAUUACAAUAAAACAUGUAUACCUUGCAAUUUGGCGAAGACGCGAUAAUAAAUAAGAACUUUCUCGUUUGAAGACUUAACUUUUUUUCGUGGAUAAGUUACGCCACGCCUCGCUUUGCUCAAUUGUAUAUGUGAACAAUGUAAUAAUUUUUUAAAUUGUACGCGACGUUAAAAUGUGCAAGGCUUUGAGCGAAACGAGGAUCGUUCUCUAUUAGGCUUACGUUUUAGUUCGUAGGAUGAAAAGUUUAUAGACAACAUAUAUGGAAAAUAAAUUAAAAUGUUUAUUAUUUCACCUAUAUGAUGUGUCUAUCUUGAGUGUUAAUGAGAUGAUUGAUGUGUAAAAGAAAAGCGCGUAGAAAUUUUGUUAAUAGAAAAUCUGUCGUGUUUGAGAUGCCUAAAUUAAUUCGGAAUCUGUCAUGUAUAUCUUAAAUAGAUUUAUCUCAUCAGAUAUAAAUCCUGAAAAAGAUUUCACAGUAAGUAUGUAAGUAGCAGAAUGUGAAGAUUUUAAUUACAUAGAGUGGAUAUAAUGAAUGAAGAUUUCUUAUGUGCAAUCCUCAAGCAAGACAGAUUUAUCAGAAAAUGGCAUAAGAAAUAUUAUACUAUAUUCUUUAUAAUCUCAUGUUAUUUCAAAAAUAAAUUUGUUUUUAUUUCU
Messenger RNA from Nylanderia fulva, 12721 nucleotides. RefSeq lists its product as uncharacterized. NCBI's taxonomy places the organism in Eukaryota, Metazoa, Arthropoda, Insecta, Hymenoptera, Formicidae. Gene Ontology annotation, molecular function: DNA binding. The record is from RefSeq and is a predicted model, not a curated record.